AUGCACAUUAUCGAGUUUCCCGUCGUUCCGUGCACCACUCCCAUCUACAAUGGCUUCAAUCACGACGGCGUUGUCGACAUUCAUGGUGAACUUCUACAAGGACCACAAAACGGAUUCGUCGUUGAAUUUCCGUCUCGUGAGGGAAUAGCCUUCCACGUGUCGAUACGUGCAGGCUACGGCAGUGAAAAUGUCGUAGUUCUUAACAAUAUGAGGAGUGGAGGAUGGCAGAUGGAACAACGUCAGAGCAACGUUUUCCAUUUCGGUCACCAUUUUCACCUGCAAAUUAAAUGUCAUUCUUCGCAUUUCGCGAUUUACGUAAAUGGUCAACAUUUUGCUCAUUUCAAUCAUCGUGAAGAUCCAUUUCACAUAACUGGCCUUACCAUUCGAGGAGAUGUAAGAGUAGAGAAAAUACACUUUGAACACUUUUCCGGCAUGAACGGCGGAGGUGUACAAGCCGGCACAACGUUUAUGACAUCUGGGCCAAAUGUGGUCAUGGCACCAGCUCCUGCUCCUACUGUGGUGAUAGAGCAACGACCAGCACCCUUGGUCGAAGUCGUAGUACCACCCCGUCGACCAAUAAUUGAAGUUGUAGCUCCGAGAAGACCGAUUGUGGUCGUGGCACCACCAAGACGGCCAAUACUUCCACCGGUCGUUGUCGUGAAGGAAGGCCAUCAUCAUCACCACAACAAGCAUCACUGA
This is a messenger RNA of Cylicocyclus nassatus, 699 nucleotides long. Lineage: Eukaryota; Metazoa; Nematoda; Chromadorea; Rhabditida; Strongylidae. The record is from the annotation of a GenBank genome assembly.